AUGGAUCAGAAGUGGAUCUCAGUUUUCUUGCUGUUCUCAGCUGUGUGUGGUGUAUCUCCAUACGUUCCUCAUCGGUAUCACUUUGUAAAUGAGAGUAAAACCUGGACUGAAGCUCAGAACUACUGCAGACAGACCUACACUGAUCUGGCCACCAUCAACAACAUGGACGAGAUGAAGAAGCUGAACGAGACUCUGAAGGAUAAAACUCAAGGCUUUGUUUGGAUUGGUCUGAACCGAGGGGACACUGAGAAAUGGAGGUGGUCUCUGCCAGACGGAAAUUUCUACACUGUAGACGAUACAGACCAGAACUGGAGAAGUGGAGAACCAAAUAAUUAUGGAGGAAAUGAGUUCUGUGUUUCGAUGUAUAAACAAGAUGGAAAGUGGUUUGUUGUCAGCUGUGGGAAUAAAUAUACUUUUGUGUGUUCCAACGAAAAUAAACCAAACACUGAGAGAUACGUAUUCAUUAAUGAACAAAAGACCUGGAGUGAAGCUCAGAGAUACUGCAAAAAAUAUUACACAGACCUGGCCAGUGUGAGGAAUGAGACUGAGAGAUGGCAGGUCCAUGAUGCAGGAAGUGGUGAUAAUUUCUGGAUCGGUCUGUUUAAAGAUUCCUGGAAGUGGUCAGAUCAGAGCAGCUCCUCAUUUUGGUACUGGAAGUCUAACCAGCCAGAUAAUAAUAAUAAGACAAAAUGUGCUGCAGCUUCUGUGAAUGACCAGGGUCUGUGGCAUGAUAUAAAAUGUGAUGAACAGCGCCCUUUCAUCUGCCAUGAGAAUAAGCUGAUCUUGAUCCAGGAGAAUCUGAGCUGGAAAGGAGCUCUGAGAUACUGCAGAGAGAAUCAUGUGGACCUGGUCUCAGUUCACUCUGAGGAGAUCCAGCUCUGGGUGGAGGAUGUGGCUCAGAAUGCCUCCACUGAUCAUGUGUGGCUGGGUCUGCGUCACACCUGCACUCAGGGAUUCUGGUUCUGGACGAGUGGGUUUUCCGUCUGCUAUGAUAACUGGGCUCCAGGUAACGGUGCAGAAGGUGAAGAGUGCAGUCCUGUAGAGAGAACCGGAGCGGUGCAGGCUAGAGGAGAUCAGCAGUGGGUCAGCCUGCCUGAGAACCAGACUCUCAACUUCAUCUGCAUCAGAUAUGAAGGAACGCGAUCCCGUCCUGGAGAGGUCCAGGACUGGGUGGUGGAACAUCAGGCCAGGUUUAAGUUGGGGUUCGAGGAAGCCCGUGAGCAGCUGUUGGUAGCUGCUGGUCGCCAGAAGGAACGACAUGAUCAGUGGGUUCGGGAAUUGCCCUUAUGGGAAGGUCAGCUGGUUUAG
Astyanax mexicanus (Mexican tetra) is the source of this 1308-nucleotide messenger RNA. Its product is annotated as macrophage mannose receptor 1-like. The record is from RefSeq and is a predicted model, not a curated record. The transcript is spliced from 5 exons. Bases 1 to 1308 code for a protein of 435 amino acids. NCBI's taxonomy places the organism in Eukaryota, Metazoa, Chordata, Actinopteri, Characiformes, Acestrorhamphidae.